Sodiomyces alkalinus F11 is the source of this 1575-nucleotide messenger RNA. RefSeq lists its product as hypothetical. The record is from RefSeq and is a predicted model, not a curated record. The transcript has 6 exons. NCBI's taxonomy places the organism in Eukaryota, Fungi, Ascomycota, Sordariomycetes, Glomerellales, Plectosphaerellaceae. The coding region runs from base 1 to 1575 and encodes 524 amino acids.
AUGUUGACAGCGAUAUCUCUGUCCUGGCUCUGGAACAGGAACAGCCUCCCAAACCGGCUGGAAUCUACCUACGAAUACCCUGUUCUUAUUUGUACUUCCACUUCCGAUUCGAUCAAGGGUCCCGAGAUUUGCCAGUACUCAGUCGUUGUCGUCGUCGUCCUCGUCGUCUUCUUCUUCGUCUUCCUCGUUCCACGACCGAUUGAAGAUAGGACAGGAAGCGGAGUGAAAAGUUGCGUGCACACAAGCUACACGCUCUUCUCCGUACUCCCCCGUUCUCUGGCUAACAUUCUGCCUUUCGAAGAAGUCUUCAUCAUGUCCGACAUUAGCGACCCGACGGAUGGGAUCUCCCCUCCGGCCCCUACACCGUCCGAUGAUAACCCCCCUACGGGCCAGCCUCCCUCCCCGACUCCCGAGCCUUCGCAGCCUACAGAAGAGCCACCCGACGACUCUUCGAGCCCUAGCUCGCCUCCAACACAACCUUCUCCGUCGCCGCCUCCGCCUCCGCCCCCGCCGCCUCCUCCUCCCCCGCCACCUGAACCGUCAUCAGAAUCCUCUCCUCCCUCCCCUCCUCCGCCACCGCCGCCUCCUCCUCCAUCGACCUCCGAAGCCCCGCCCACGUCGGCCCCGGCCCCUACCAGUCCAACCACUUCGGACGAACCCCCGUCGACAGUAAUCACCUCGGUGGAGACAUCUGUGAACUCCAACGGAGGCAUCACAAGCACCAUCAUCCGCACCAUCACAACAACCGCCUCGAAUUCAGAGCCGGCUUUGCCUAGCUCGGCUCCGACGUCCAGCGGGACCGAGGCGCCCGUCAACACCGGCGGCAGUGGAGGAGGCGGUCUCAGUGACGGAGGCAAGAUUGCCGUUGCCGUCGUCGUCCCCAUUGUAGCCGUCGGCCUGAUCAUCCUCGCCGGUCUCUUUUUCUGGAGGAAGCGCAAGGCCAAGCGGGAUGCCGAGGAAGCUCGCCGCAAGGAAGAAGUAGAGGACUAUUCGUACAACCCCAACGCCGACCCCACCAUCCCCGCCCUGGGCAGCGAGAACGCUUAUGAGAUGAGGGACGACGGCGGCUCGGGCUACCGCGGCUGGGGCUCGACCACCCUUGCCGGCUCGACCGGACACAAGGCCUCCACGACCAUGUCUGGCGGCAACACCGCCGCCACUGCGUACUCGGACGGCCAUUCGCCCGCCCACGGCCACGACGCCAUGUCGGGCGAAGCGCUGCUCAACGACGGAUCCUACGCUCACGACGGCGAGAUCCUUGGCGCCAUGGGCCCUUCCGCCGCUCUGAACCGCGGCGCCGGCGGCGUCCAACGGGGGCCCUCCAAUGCUUCUUCGUCCUACAGCGCCGCGGGACGCUCGGAAGGAUCAACCGACGGCAUCGGCAUGGCGUACGGGGGAGGGAACGGACCUUAUGAUCAGUACGCACACGGCAAUCCUUACUCGGACGCUGAUGGACGGGCUGCCGAAAUGCCUGCGCAGCCAGUCAUCCGCGAUAACCCGGCGAGGAGGAAUACGACGAUCGAGAACCCAGCUCCCUAUCCCCAACAGAGCGCUGGUAUUUCGCAAAACUUUUAA